Meleagris gallopavo (turkey) is the source of this 739-nucleotide messenger RNA. Lineage: Eukaryota; Metazoa; Chordata; Aves; Galliformes; Phasianidae. The record is from RefSeq and is a predicted model, not a curated record.
CCAGAUGAGAAGCCUUUUGUUGUGGAAGAUACCUAUUUACUCUGCCCAGCACCUGUACUACGAGAAGUUGGCAUGGAGGCAGCUCUUCAAGUUAGUAUGAACGAUGGUCUAAGCUUCAUCUCCAGCUCUGUCAUCAUCUCCAGCACACACUGUUCAGAUGGGACCAUCCUGGCUAUAGCUCUGUUGAUUCUCUUCCUGCUGCUGGCGCUGGCUCUCCUCUGGUGGUUCUGGCCUCUUUGCUGCACAGUGAUCAUCAAAGAGCCCCCUCCACCUCCUGCAGAAGACAGUGAAGAGGAAGAUGACGAUGGUCUUCCAAAGAAGAAAUGGCCAACAGUGGAUGCUUCUUAUUAUGGCGGUCGAGGAGUUGGUGGCAUCAAGAGAAUGGAGGUGCGCUGGGGAGAAAAGGGCUCCACAGAGGAAGGCGCUAAGUUAGAGAAAGCCAAGAAUGCCAGGGUCAAGAUGCCAGAACAAGAAUAUGAGUUCCCCGAACCCAGGAACCUUGCAAACAACAUGCGCAGACCUUCCUCUCCUCGGAAGUGGUACUCUCCAAUCAAGGGGAAGUUGGAUGCUCUCUGGGUCUUGCUGCGGAAAGGUUACGACCGUGUAUCAGUGAUGCGCCCACAACCAGGAGACAAGGUACUGUGCCUCCAGACAUUUCUUGCAGCUAGGGAAAACAAAACCCCGCUGAAGCUUCAGACUACCUUUACAAAUAGGACAGAAUAGUUGUGAUUACCUUCCC